Messenger RNA from Copidosoma floridanum, 1287 nucleotides. RefSeq names its product KICSTOR subunit 2. Gene Ontology annotation, biological process: cellular response to amino acid starvation; cellular response to glucose starvation; negative regulation of TORC1 signaling. Gene Ontology annotation, cellular component: KICSTOR complex. NCBI's taxonomy places the organism in Eukaryota, Metazoa, Arthropoda, Insecta, Hymenoptera, Encyrtidae. The record is from RefSeq and is a predicted model, not a curated record.
AUGGACCAAGAUGAAUUUUUAAACAAUUUUUUCACCCAAGUUACACAGCAUUGCUUUGAUAAAGCCAAGGAAUCAGUGGAAAAAGAAAGAGAAAGAUGCAAAUUCUUGCAAAUGGGUCCAUGGGGAAUGCUGCUAACACAUCUACCUCAAAUAUCUGUUGCUGAACGUUCUUAUGCUGAUUUAGGAUUCCUUCACACGAAAAAUAAAGGAUUUCUUAGAAAAGACACGUCUUUGAAAACCAUGUACGAAUCAUUAAGAGUUGACAUGAAGAGAUUAGAAGAAAUGACUCAAGGAUCCAACACAAUUGGAACUAGAAUUGCAGCAAUUUCAUCUCAAUUGUGUCAAUUUGUUACUGCCAGAAUCCAAUUGAUUGAUUUUUAUGAAAAAAUGUAUAGCAUGAGUAUUAACAGUAAAGUAAUGUGCCAUCAAGAAUUACUGCUGUCCAUAGAAGACAUUUCUAAAUGUCACGUACUCUCUUGCUCUCAUGUUGCCUUAAAUACUAUCAAAGCAGCUUUUAUAUUAGAAUGUGAAAUCUUAAUGCAAUUAAUAAGAGCUUAUAUAGAAAUGCAAAAUUGGCGAUUUUUGCCAUCUUUGAUGGCUCUUUAUGGAGCCCAAACCCGAAUGUUAGCAUGGGAAAAAACCUUACAAAAUAGAGAAUCUUGGAAACUCGGAUUUGGAACGACUUUUUUGAAAACAAACCAACAUCCUGCAUUAUAUCAAUGGUUAAUGAAACUAAGAGGUGCUAUAUUAGCAAAAUUUUCGUUAUAUUUUCAUACUGCGUUAAGUCAGCAAGCUAGUUCUGGAGAAAUGAAGAGUAUCAUGAAUAAGCAGGCCAUAGAUUACUAUCAUAAAUUACAAAGCUUCCAAAAAAAACAUGACAUCCUAGCGGUUAUGCUUAUUUUUGAUUCACGGGGUAGGCAAGAUUCUGGACCAGGAUAUAAACAUCCAAAGAGAGAAACAGAUAUUAUAGAAGAUUUCUCAAUAGUUUUGAGUAUACCUUAUUCUUUCAGUCAAAAACCGUUCUUCCAUUGGGAUAAAAUCAAAAGUAGCAUAAAGGAGUGUCAUAUUGAUCUAAUGGCAAUGGAUAAAGUUGUACUAAAUAAAGACCAAAGUGAUAUGUGGUUACAUGCUAUGUACAACAUAGAUCCACAAAUGACAUUGAUUGUAGCAUAUGAAAUCUGCAGUAAACAAAAAGACAAGAAUGCCAAUAUAGCUUCAUUUAUAUUGGAAAUAUGUAUGCAACUGAGGUGCAACAAAGUCUUCGAGAGUCUUAAGUUAACCAAAUAA